Messenger RNA from Oryzias latipes (Japanese medaka), 5930 nucleotides. RefSeq names its product ubiquitin specific peptidase 47 (gene usp47). Gene Ontology annotation, cellular component: nucleus; cytosol. Gene Ontology annotation, biological process: protein deubiquitination. The record is from RefSeq and is a predicted model, not a curated record. Gene Ontology annotation, molecular function: cysteine-type deubiquitinase activity. NCBI's taxonomy places the organism in Eukaryota, Metazoa, Chordata, Actinopteri, Beloniformes, Adrianichthyidae.
UGGGGUGAAGUCUCGCGGAGAAACAGACCGGCCAUUUUUCUUCAGUUGGAGUAGGACAGUUCACGCUCUGGCAGUGAAGCUGACAGUGUCGCGAUCACUUUGAUAAGCUUGCAACUUUUGACAAGUUGAAUUUUUGUGUCCAAGCAUCUAAAUUGACAACAAACUGAAAACAAACCAUGUUUGUGUGCACUGCUGGAGAGUUUAUCCGCUGACAUCUUUCUCCGGAUAGAUGCUCUAAAAACUCGGUACAAAUGGAAAUGGUGCCUAGCGAGGAGACCCAGUUCGUACCCAAAGAGCGGGUGUUUUGGAGUUGCAGCCAGAAUAUCUUUGAUGAAAUAAAGAGACGCUCUCAGAUCCACAAUGCAGCUGAGGAGCCCAGGGUGCUGUGCAUCAUUCAGGACACCACCAGUGCAAAGACGGUCAAUGAGAGGCUGACCCUCAACUUGCCAGCUUCCACCACUCUCUCCAAACUCUACGAGGACGUCGCUCACAAAGCUGGAUACAUAAAAGGCACUUUUGACCUCGCCUGGGGAAACGUUCUGGACAUGGCUCCACUGGAACAUAACAGUGAGAUGUCGCUUUCAGAGUCUGGAUUUGAUUCGGGCGGGAAGAGGAAUUUCCUCCAGCUCACGGAUAGAGACGGAGAACAGCCUCAAAUUGCAUCGGAUGAGUCUGGAGCGGCAGAUAGCAGUGGCCUGGAGGACAGUUCCCAGGAGCGAUUUAUUGGUCCCCUACCAAGAGAUGGCAGUGCAUGUGGCAGUGGUGACUACAGCAGUCCAUCGUAUUCAUACUCAUCUAUCCUCAGCAAAUCAGAUACAGGUUAUGUUGGCUUGGUUAACCAAGCAAUGACUUGUUAUUUAAAUAGCCUUCUGCAAACACUCUACAUGACCCCCGAGUUUAGAAAUGCACUCUACAACUGGGAAUUUGAGGAUUCUGAGGAGGAUCCUGUCACCAGUAUUCCCUACCAGCUGCAAAGGCUAUUCGUUUUGCUCCAGACAAGUAAGAAGCGGGCAAUCGAGACCACAGACGUAACGCGGAGCUUUGGCUGGGACAGCAGCGAGGCUUGGCAGCAACACGAUGUUCAGGAGCUAUGCAGGGUCAUGUUCGAUGCCUUAGAGCAGAAGUGGAAGCAGACAGAGCAGGCUGAUCUGAUCAACCAGCUGUACCAGGGGAAGCUGAAGGAUUAUGUUCGGUGUUUGGAGUGUGGCUACGAAAGCUGGAGAAUUGACACGUACCUGGACAUCCCUCUUGUGAUCAGACCCUUUGGAGCUAGCCAGGCAUAUGGCAGUGUGGAGGAAGCUUUGCAAGCAUUCAUCCAGCCAGAAACCCUGGACGGGCCAAACCAGUACUUUUGUGAACGCUGUAAAAAGAAAUGCGAUGCACGAAAGGGUUUAAGGUUUCUGCACUUUCCCUACCUGCUGACUUUACAGCUGAAAAGGUUUGACUUUGACUACACCACUAUGCAUCGCAUCAAGCUUAAUGAUCGCAUGACUUUUCCUGAGGAGCUUGACAUGAGUCCAUUCAUUGAUGUGGAAGAUGAGAAGUCACCACAGACAGAGAGCUGCACUGAUAGUGGAGCCGAGAAUGAAGGCAGUUGUCACAGUGACCAAAUGAGCAACGAUUUCUCCACUGAUGACUGCGUGGAUGAGGGCAUCUGCUUGGACAGCACCAGCAGUACAGAGAGGGCUUUUAAGCCAAAGAGCUUGCUGACCUUUGAGCUGUUCUCAGUCAUGGUCCAUUCGGGGAGUGCUGCAGGUGGCCACUACUACGCCUGCAUCAAAUCUUUCAGUGACGGCCAGUGGUACAGUUUCAACGAUCAGCAUGUUAGCAAGAUUACACAAGAUGAUAUCAGGAAAACUUAUGGUGGAUCCUCAGGGAGCAGAGGUUACUAUUCCAGUGCCUUUGCAAGCUCCACAAAUGCAUACAUGCUGAUUUAUAGGUUGAAAGAUCCUUCAAGAAAUUCAAAGUUUCUAGCUGUAGAAGACUUCCCAAAUCACAUAAAGAGCUUGGUUCAGAAGGAGAAAGAGUCUGAGGAGCAGGAGAAACGCCAGAGGGAGAUCGAGCGCAACACAUGCAAGAUCAAACUUUUCUGCGUGCAUCCUGUGAAGAUGAUGAUAGAGAGCAAGUUGGAAGUUCACAAGGACAAAACUCUCAGAGAAGCAACAGAAAUGGCCUACAAGCUAAUGGAGCUGGAAGGUGUUGUCCCUCUGGACUGCUGUCGCUUGGUGAAGUACGAUGAGUUUCAUGAGUACCUGGAGCGAUCGUACGAAGGUGAGGAAGACACUACGAUGGGAAUUCUCCUCGGAGGUGUAAAGUCUUCGUACAUGUUCGACUUGCUGCUGGAGACCCGGAGACCAGAGCAAGUUUUCCAGCCUUACAAACCUGGAGAAGUGAUGGUGAAGGUUCAUGUGGUGGAUCUGAAGAGUGAGACCAUCGCGCCUCCAAUCAGUGUCCGAGCAUACUUGAACCAGUCAAUCACAGAAUUUAAACAGCUUAUUGAUCAGGCUACAGGACUGCCUGCAGAAACGAUGCGAGUGGUCUUGGAGCGCUGUUACAAUGACCUAAGACUCCUUUAUGUUCCAAACAAAACCCUCAAAGCUGAGGGAUUCUUCAGGAGUAACAAGGUUUUUGUGGAGAGCUCCGAGCUGACUGAUCAUCAGGUUCCAUUUACUGACUCAUUGUUGUGGAAACUGUUGGAUCGUCACGGAAACACAAUCCGUCUGUUAGUCCUGCUGCCUGAGCAGUCUCCUGGUACCCUGGCCAUCAGACCUCUUUGCCAGAAAGGAGGAGAGGACUCUGAUGGGGCCUUUGAGGGGUCACAGGGCAACAGGAAAUCUGUUGAGGCCAUCCUCGAAGAGAGCACAGAAAAGUUGAAGAAUCUCUCGCUGCAGCAGCAGCAGCAGGGCUCCAGCACCAGCGACAGCCAGAAAAGCUCUGACACCAGUGACUUUGAACAUAUUGAAUCCCCAACUCAAGACGCUGACUCAAACUCCUCCCUCUGCGUCGCUGCAGACAACAGAGAAUUAGAAAACAGGAUCAGGGCUACACCAGGGGGCAGCGGCGGCGCCUCCUCUGAUAACGAGAACCAGUUUGCCUGCGAAGAGCGAUCAGACUCGGAGGUUAACAACGACCGCAGCACCAGCUCAGUGGACAGUGAUAUUCUGAGUUCCAGCCACAGUAGCGACACCCUGUGUAACGCAGACAGCGGCCCCAUCCAGCUGGCCAAUGGCCUGGAUUCACACAGCAUCACCAGCAGCCGACGCUCCAAAGCCCACGAGGGCAAAAAAGAGACGUGGGACACCGCCGAGGAAGACUCUGGAACAGACAGUGAAUACGACGACAACGGAAAGAGCAAGACAGAAUUUAAGUAUCUGUACUUCAGAGCAGAGCCUUACUCACAGGAUGACGCUUCGUGGGAAACACAAAAAUGUUUAGUGGUUUAUGUGGACAAGAGGAUAACAUUGGCAGCCUUCAAACAGAACCUGGAACCCUACGUUGGCGUUCCCUCUACCCAGUUCAAGGUCUUUCGUGUGUAUGCCAACAACCAGGAGUUUGAGAGUGUGCGGCUCAACGAAACACUCUCAUCUUUCUCUGACGACAACAAGAUAACCAUUCGACUUGGAAGAGCUCUUAAAAAGGGUGAAUACAGAGUUAAAGUCUACCAGCUGCUUGUGAAUGAACCAGAGCCCUGCAAGUUCCUUUUGGACACGGUGUUUGCCAAAGGCAUGACUGUCAGACAGUCCAAAGAAGAGCUGCUGCCUCAGUUGAAAGAGCAGUGCAGGCUUGACCUCAGCAUUGACAGGGUUCGUCUCAGGAAAAAGACAUGGAAGAAUCCAGGCACUGUGUUUUUGGAUUACCACGUCUAUGAGGAGGACAUCAGCAUUUCCUCCAACUGGGAGGUCUUCUUGGAAGUCCUUAAUGAACCAGAGAAAAUGAAGUCAAUGUCACAGCUGGCUGUUCUGACCCGGCGGUGGAGCCCCUCUACGAUGAAGCUCGGGCCUUUCCAGGAGGUGAUUCUGGAGAGCAGCAGUGUCGAGGAACUCAAAGAGAAGCUCAGUGAAAUCAGUGGCAUUCCUUUGGAAAAUCUGGAGUUUGCAAAGGGCAGGGGAACUUUUCCAUGUGAUAUAUCUGUGUUGGAGAUCCAUCAGGAUUUAGACUGGAAUCCUAAGGUGUCAACACUUAAUGUGUGGCCUCUUUACAUCUGUGAUGAUGGAGCUGUGGUCUUUUACAGGGAUAGCACAGAGGAAACUCUUGAGUUGUCCGAGGAUGAGCGUAAUGAGCUGAUGAAGAAGGAGAGCAGCCGCCUCCUCAAGACCGGAUACCGUGUCAGCUACUCUCCACGUAAAGAGAAGGCCCUGAAGAUCUACCUGGAUGGCGGCCCUGUUAAAGACCCAGGACAAGACUGAAGCACAAAGAAAUCCCUCUCGUCUCUGCAGAUGGUCUGGUUGCUACAGGAGAGCAGCCAGACAUCAGAACUGUGAAUGUCAGGCCCAGUAGUGACAUCAAAUUUAAGCAGCACUGUGAGGCCGAUGUGCUCACCCUUCACCCUGAGCCUCGGGGUAGGCUCAGGAACCCUGUUGUGCACUAUAGUGUAUUGUACUGUAAAGUUCAAAGGGAUGUACAAACAGCUAUUUGCAGGAAAGAAUCAAAUAUUGUAUUGACAAAUCAAAGAAAAAAGCUUCAGGGAUGGAUGGGGGAGAGGUGGUGAAGCUGGUCGGAAAGGCAUCUGUCGUCCCUGUGAGUCUCGUCUCCUUUGAAACCAGGCUCUCUAUGCCUGACAUUGUGUAAUCAUCUUCCUGUUCUGGACAAGACUGAUUCUGAUUCACCUGUGACUGUUGGAGCACAGCUCUGUCUUUGGUUGUCCCUUUUAUGAUUGUGUAAAAAAAAAAAAAAAAACUAAAUACAACGAACUACUUAUCCAGCCUUCCUCAGUCUCACCUCUCCUGGAGAGGUAAGCCUCACUUUCUCAGUGACUUUGAAAUUCAAACCUCACCCAUUCACACAACUCAGUGAAUUAAAAAAAUCCUCUAACAUGCUUCUGUAAGGUCCAAAGACUUGUUGUCUUAUGGGUCCUCCUUAAUGCUGCUCUAAACGCAUUCAGGAUCUUCACUUCCUCUAUGUGUAGCGUCUCAUGGGGUCUGUUAGAAUGAAGUUCAAUGAAACAAAACAGAUCAGAGGAGUUCAGAGGAUCAGUGGUUUGUUUAAUAUAAAUUAUUUUGUUUCUCAAGACUUAAUUCUGCUGUGAGGCAUCAGACAGACCUGUUGUCUCUAACAUUUAAUUUAGAAAGUAUAUCUUUGUUUUUUUUCACCAUGUGAACUGGCCAUUCAUGUCAUUAGCUGUGGUUACAUGGACAAAAUACAUUGAAAUAAAUGACUGAUCAGAAUAAAAAUGUUAUGUAAACACGCCAUUCGGAAUCAGAUCAGAGUAGUUCGGAUCAAAAUUUCCUUCUGAUGGAGAUUGGUGGGUUACGCCGAUUGUUGAUCCGUGGUGCGUACAAACAGUUUAUUCCAAUUGUGGGUCAUUACUGCGCUGGUUGUACGUCAUGCAUAUAGACAGUGUGGCGCUCCAGAGAAGGCUUUGGAGCGCGAACAGGACCGGCUGGCUGCUACGCAAGCGAACCAUGUCUUUAAGUAGAGCAGCCGGACUUGUAGCUUGGUGUUUGCUGGCAGGGCAGGGUGCUUUGUUACAGUGUGCCCUCCAGAGGAGGCCUCGGACCACCGUCUGUCGGGCUGCUUUGCAUCAGCGAGCUGCUGGACUCAGAACUUUGUCUCCUGGGAGAACGGUGUCUCCGAGCAGAGGAGCGCCUUUGGGACGGAGCUUUUCAGUGCGGAUAUGUCGCUCCUCACAGUCCUGAGAAACCAUGUAAACAGUCGUGAUUUAUGUUACUUAUCGUGUCCAGACAAAAAUAAAGGCUGAUUAUAUUCCCAUA